Messenger RNA from Oryza sativa Japonica Group (Japanese rice), 1316 nucleotides. RefSeq lists its product as uncharacterized. NCBI's taxonomy places the organism in Eukaryota, Viridiplantae, Streptophyta, Magnoliopsida, Poales, Poaceae. The record is from RefSeq and is a predicted model, not a curated record.
CUGAGCUAAUAUUCAGACACCUGAAUAUUUUGUUCUGUCUCCCUUCAUCAAUUCUUCUCUAAUUUGUCCUAAAUAUUUAGCUGUCAGUCUGGUAGUAUCUCUUCUUAAAGAUGCUCGUGCGUAUCUUGCAAUUAUCAUAUCGGGUCGACGACGAGUCGGCGACUGCUGCGCGCCUGCGCCUACGUAUAAGAAGAGAAUCGAAGUGAAAAAUAGGUCAUUUUGCGAAACACAAUCAGUAGUUGGUAGCUCAGUUGAUAGUGCUAUUAGGCAGCUUCUCUUGCCAACUCAAUUGAGACUACGACAUGAGAAUUAGAAUUGCAGAGCAGGUGAAGAUGCAGAAGCAGAGUACAUAACGAUGGCGUUAGGACUCGACGUUCAGAGAGUGAGCUAGUCAGCACGCCAUUGAUUUUUGUGCAGAGAUCGAUGGAUAGACGGCGGAUUCGGCCAGAUGUGGAGAUCGAAUCUGUCGCCGACGACUCUGCCAAUUAUGUCCAGAACAUCAGGUUGGUGAUUGACAUCGGCGACAGGACGAUCCAGGUCCCUCUCAAUGGCCACACCGUCGUGCAGAACAUCGGCCGUCAGGCUGCCGCCUCCGUCGCCGGUGAUUCGUCGUCAGCCGGCGGCGUUAGUGAGAAAGCCGGUGGCGGCGGCGAGGAGUGGCUGCAAGAACAGGACGGCUUGCUGUGCAUGCGCGGGUGGCUGAUGGCGGCGGCCACGCUGUUCGCCGCCAUGGCGUUCCAGGCGGCGCUGCAGCCGCCGGCGUGGAUGCCGAGGCCGCGUGACUGGUUCGCGGCGCUGCUCGCCGCCGACCCGGCGGCGGCCGCCGUCACGAGGGACCAGGCCGGGAAGGCGAUGCUGUAUCUGAUCGUCAGCACCUGCACCUUCGCCACGUCGCUCGCCGUGCUCCUGAUGCUGCUCGCCGUGGGCGGCGGCGGCGGCUGCGCGUCGAGGAGGGUCACCGCGAGGCUGAUCUCCAACAUGAUGACGGCCGUCGCGCUCUUCGCCGCGGCGACGUUCGCGCUCUGCGUCGCUGACGACUACCGGCUCAUGGCGUUCGUCGGCACCGUCGUCGCCGUGUACGCCGCCGUCACGGUCGUCUUCGUCAGGUGCAACCUUGCUCUACCGUUUGGGAGAGGCGGCGGCGGCCAUGGUUGUUGUAGCUGGGUGCCAAGAAUGUAAAAAGACCGAUAAUACUGGGCCGGCCAUGCGUUUGAUUCAGCCAUAUAUUAUUACUAUAUACACGCGCGGCGCAAUGCACAAUAAUGGAGUUUUGUACCACAUGAAAAAUUUAUAGUGGUAGAGACCCGCAUUAAACA